Molecule: messenger RNA, 1350 nt
Organism: Aspergillus sclerotioniger CBS 115572
Lineage: Eukaryota; Fungi; Ascomycota; Eurotiomycetes; Eurotiales; Aspergillaceae
Product: acid protease
Exons: 3
Coding region: 1-1350 (449 amino acids)
Biological process (GO): proteolysis
Cellular component (GO): fungal-type vacuole
Molecular function (GO): aspartic-type endopeptidase activity
Source: RefSeq, a predicted model, not a curated record
AUGUACUUCCCCGUCGGCACUCUUGCCGCUGCCUCCCUUCUUGCUGGGACGGUUGCCGCCGCACCCACUCCCUUCAAGGGAAAAAACAUUGUCCGCCGCACCGGCAGCUACACCACCUACAAGCCCACAGCGUUUACCAGCCCUAGUGAGCACAAGGCCACCUCCAAGUACCUCAGUCUGAGCAAGGUCAAGUCCAAGGGCAGCCACCCCCGCAGUGCCGCCUAUGUCAAGCGCUCCACCUCUAGCGGCAGCUCCAGCUUGAUCUCCCUCAUCGAGGGAGAGGAGUUUGCUACCUCCAUCACCAUCGGCAGCGAUUCCUUCGACGUUAUCGUCGACACUGGCUCCAGUGACACCUGGGUUGUCGAAAAGGGUUUCACGUGUAUUGACCUUGACACUGGCCGCACUACCUCCGAGUCCAGCUGUGACUUCGGCUCUACCUGGAGUGUGGAGAGCUCCUUCAAGGAGAUCGAGGGCGAAGAGUUCGCCAUCGAGUACGGCGAUGGUGAAUACCUGUACGGAGUGCUCGGUACCGAAAGCGUCACCCUGGCCGAUAUUACCGUCGACUCGACGACCAUCGCUGUGGUCAACGAGGCCGCCUGGGAGGGUGAUGGAACGACUUCCGGUCUGACCGGUCUUGCUUAUCCUGCUCUUACGAGCGCCUACUCGACCUCCACCGAUGAGCAGGUUGAGUACAGCAAUGUCAUCACCACCAUGAUCUCGGACGGCUUGAUCGACCCCUACUUCAGUCUGGCCAUCUCCCGUGAUGUUUCCGGUGACGCCGGUUACCUGGCUCUUGGCGGUCUGCCUCCUGUCGACUUCGUCGAGGACUUUACCAACACCUCGAUCCUGGUCACCAGCAUCGAGGGAUACCCCGACUCAUACGACUUCUACACCAUCAACAUUGACGCUGUGACCUUGAACGGCAAGAGCCUGACCAGCGCCGGUGGUGACAGCAUCCAGUACAUCGUCGACUCUGGCACCACUCUCAACUAUUACCCCACCGCCAUCGCCGAUGAGGUCAACGCCGCCUUCUCCCCUGCCGCCACCUACUCGGAGGACGAGGGUGCCUACAUCGUCGACUGCGAUGCCACCGCCCCCAGCCACGGUAUCACCAUCAACGGCAAGACCUUCUACAUCAACGCCCUCGACAUGAUCCUCGAUGCCGGUACCGACGACGAGGGCAACACCAUCUGCAUUUCGGGUAUCGUCGACGGCGGCAGCGACAGCUCCGAGGACCUGUACAUUCUGGGCGACACCUUCCAGAAGAACGUUGUCACUGUCUUUGACAUUGGUGCCACCGAGCUGCGCUUUGCAGCCCGCGAGAACUACACCUCUAACGACACCUACUAA